Orbicella faveolata is the source of this 1642-nucleotide messenger RNA. RefSeq lists its product as uncharacterized. The record is from RefSeq and is a predicted model, not a curated record. NCBI's taxonomy places the organism in Eukaryota, Metazoa, Cnidaria, Anthozoa, Scleractinia, Merulinidae.
UGUGCAAGUUAUUGUUAUUGUACUGUUUGCGGCAUUAAAACUCUCAGCUAAAGCGUUGUGCUAUUGGUUGAUCACAACAAUACCCAAGAAAAUAAUUUUUUCCCUCCAGGAGCUCAUUUCAUUCGAUAGUCAGAACGGCAUCGACACAGGCCGGCUCGACACAGAUAUACACUGGCAUUUGUUUUUGCCCUACGCUGCUUUAUAUGAGAGCGAAGAGUUACAGAUAUGGAGAAAAUUGUGUUUAUUUUGGCAGCCUUGGCUUUUUUCUUACUUGCAGAACUGCCAAACUCUGAAGCCGAAAAUGAUGUGAUAGUGAGCAAAUGCUCUGAAAUGGAAAAGAAGGACGAGGACAUGAAAUGCGCGCAUGGCUUCCUCAAGAAAAUUCGACACCCAUCUGCCAACUGCAGCCAUGAGUUAAAGAAAUUCAUGGAGUGCAAUAGAAACGUCACAGUCGACAAGUGUUACGGCGAAUACAUAAAAACACAUAGCUACAUGAAAGAGCCAAUCAAAAGAAUGGCUGACAUGAAAGCCAAGCUUCAUCACUUUGGACGGUUGCUGUGUGGUAUUGAUGGGCCUCCCGUGAACAAUAGCGGGCUGCCCAAACCGGUAGCAGAUAUGCUGAAGUGCGAUAACGAGUUUCUUGACAAAGGCGAAGAAUGCGCCGACACAUUUCAUAACAAGUUUAAGGCCAACAGGAACUCCACUCAUCUGUGCAAGUUUUUCAUGGAAGCAAAAAUCUGUUUUGAAGGGAAGAUGAAGAAGUAUUGUGAAAAACCGCCACCACGUGACCCCUUCAACCCGUUUUGCAAGGACAUGAAGGAUCCUCCACCCAAAGCAGGCGCUGGAAAAGCUUUCAUCAGCGUGGUCCUCUCAUUUAUGGCCUUUGGCUUUUGUUUGUUGUUGUAGGGUUAUAUCCCUUUCUUUCAGUGAACUUCACCCUAAAAUUGAAUCACUAUUAGCAUGAAGAGGAACCAAAACACUCAGCCUUCCAGAAAUGAGACAACUAGGUCAAGUUAGGUCAACUGUACUGUAAAGAUUAAACACGCUUAUAUCGAUAAAACACGAGGUGGCGCUAAGAGAAUUUGUGUGCAAACUCUCUUGAAUUUCAGUAGCCAUUUGAAAAUAUCUUCCUGUGUUUUUCAAAGUAUUGCUUUCUUACUUAAUCACUCAUUCCUCACCGUUUGUUAAUGAUAUUGAAUUCAUACAGGCGAGGAACUAGCCAAUUUAACUUUAAAACUGUUCUAAUAAAGCACUCAAAAAACAAGCAUCGUGUUUAUGUGGUGUUGACUAUAAUUCUCUUUCACUCCUCGUUGGAGCUUUGAAAGCUUGAGUGAGCGGGAGGCGAGAAGUUCCUUUAAUUUGACAAAUUUGAAAUAAAAUAAUUUUUGGGGGCUUGUCCAUAGAUGUUUUCGCUGAAGAAAGCGUGGACUGUUAUGAUGAGGUGUGACGCUGCGAGAUUUAAAACUCUACAAGAAAGGGUUCUCUCGCGUUCCUUUCACAGAACUUGAAAUCAAAGCUAGACAGAAUACCUUGAGGCAAGGAUGCAAUGCUAUUAUUGUAUUCUGGAAUAUAUGAUAACUAUCGUCCCAUCCCGUGGAUUGGCUAGCAAGUUCUUAAAUUUAGACAGAUAUUACUAGUAUCU